AUGGACAACCCUGGUGUGGCAACUAUUAAUGGUAUUAGUAAAGUGACCUCUUAUAUCACAGUAGCCACAUUGCUAUUUAUUAAUUUGUUAAAUUAUAUGGACAGGUUUACUGUCGCAGGGGUUCUAAAAGAUGUUAUAAAAUAUUAUGAUUUAAAUCAUUCCCAAGCUGGGUUGAUUCAGACAUCAUUUAUCUGUAGUUAUAUGGUAUUUUCACCAAUAUUUGGAUUAUUAGGUGAUAGAUACACCAGAAAAUAUAUCAUGGCAGUUGGUAUUACUAUGUGGUCUGCUGUUACUUUAUUUUCAUCAUUUAUUCCAAGAGAUAGUUUCUAUGGUUUUGUAAUAUUACGAGGUUUAGUUGGUAUUGGUGAAGCCAGUUACUCUACUAUAGCACCAACUAUAAUAGCUGACUUAUUUUCUAAAGGAAUGAGAACUAAAAUGUUGAUGGUAUUCUAUUUUGCCAUUCCAGUUGGCAGUGGAAUGGGCUAUAUUGUUGGAUCAUAUGUGGCAUCUCUUGCAGGAACAUGGCAGUAUUCUUUACGGGUUACCCCUGGGCUAGGUGUAGUUUGUGUAAUAUUAAUAUUGGUAUUUUGUAAAGAACCACCACGAGGAAUGGCAGAUGAAGGGACACAUUUAUCAAAUACAGGUGUUAUAACUGAUCUCAAGGCAAUAUUUAGAUGUAAAAGUUUUACAUUAUCUACAAUUGGUUUUACAUGUGUAACUUUUGUCACUGGAGCCUUGGCAUUAUGGGCACCAACUUUCAUGUUAAAUUCCAUUUUAUAUCAAAAUCAUCCAGCUACAGAGGAAAGUAUUUACAUUUUUAUUUAUAGUGUAUCAUUAAAAUUUGGUAUAAUAACAGUAGCAGCAGGAUUUAUAGGAGUCGCUGUUGGUGCAGAAGCUGGCAGACGCUAUAAGAAAUAUAACCCAAGAUCAGAUCCACUUGUUUGUGCAUUGGGUUUAUUAUGCUGUGUACCAUUCCUAUUUUUUGCUUUGGUUUUAUCUCAAUACAAUACCAUUGUAACCUGGGUGUUGAUAUUUAUAGGAGAAACAUUCUUAUGUUUAAAUUGGGCUUUAGUAGCUGAUAUGUUACUGUAUGUCACAAUACCUACAAGAAGAUCAACGGCUGAAGCUGUACAGAUUCUGGUCUCACAUGCUUUUGGUGAUGCUGGCAGUCCAUUACUCAUUGGAGUGUUUGCUGAUCAGAUAUCUGCAGCUUAUGGUCCAGUAGCUAAAAGUACACCAGUUCAAUUUAUAUCAUUACAAUAUUCUCUCUAUUCAACGCCAUUUGUAUGUAUACUAGGAGGUGCCUUCUUUCUAGCUACAGCAUUAGUUAUAGAACAAGAUAGAAAUAGUGCUACAAAACUUACUAAAGGUAAGACAGACAAUAAGUUCUUGUUGAGCGUAGUCAUUAAUGAUUUGUAA
This is a messenger RNA of Lottia gigantea (owl limpet), 1419 nucleotides long. RefSeq lists its product as hypothetical. Gene Ontology annotation, cellular component: membrane. Gene Ontology annotation, molecular function: transmembrane transporter activity. The transcript is spliced from 10 exons. Bases 1 to 1419 code for a protein of 472 amino acids. The record is from RefSeq and is a predicted model, not a curated record. NCBI's taxonomy places the organism in Eukaryota, Metazoa, Mollusca, Gastropoda, Lottiidae. Gene Ontology annotation, biological process: transmembrane transport.